Kockovaella imperatae is the source of this 3488-nucleotide messenger RNA. RefSeq lists its product as hypothetical. Bases 443 to 3415 code for a protein of 990 amino acids. NCBI's taxonomy places the organism in Eukaryota, Fungi, Basidiomycota, Tremellomycetes, Tremellales, Cuniculitremaceae. The transcript is spliced from 5 exons. The record is from RefSeq and is a predicted model, not a curated record.
UGCCGAUCCGAUCAGCUCACCACUCUCCCCUGAAACCCUCUUUACUCCACCCCAGCAAGAUCUGCCUCAAUCGGCAGGACCUUACAAAUCCGAUUCUCUCACUUCUCCGACCACUCCUUCUACCCCAGUCAGUAGCACCCCAGUCCCAAGGCAUCAGAGACGACACAGCUACAGUCCUCGCACUCCCACGGCAUUAUCGAGACCUCCUCUUACACUCGCAAGUGCCGUCACAUUACAACCAGAGUCACAAGCAGCGGAUAAGGGACGUCGACAAUCUGUGUCGGAAGAACGGCCUCAUGUGUCGAACAUUCAUGUCCCGCCAAUUUGGAGUUGGGAUGCAUCUCAUGAGGCGGAUGCGGAGAGUGAACCUGAUGAGGAGGCCCAUCUUUCUACUUCUCAACGUCGUUGUCGGCCGAUAUGAUUCAACGAAGAAUCUGCGUUGAUGUCAGAGGAGGAAGAGAAGCAGAUCUUUGGCAAGACGGUGUCGGAGAUCUACCGAGAGGAGACCUCAAAUGAUCACCUCUACAUGCCUCGGCCUCUACCUGACGACGCUCCUCCACCCAGUCCUCGUCCAGACUCUAGCCCAAAACUGGGGGCGACCUUGCCUACCGACAGCUCCGUUUCCUCCAACGCGGGUUUGGUAGAGAGUGUCAAGGAGCUGGAGGAUAGGAUGUCAAGACCGGCGGUUCAAUACUCGGAGGCGUCGGUUCCUAUGACCAGGACCGACUCCACCUUAACGAACCCCUCUUCGGAAGAUAUGACUCCGGUGAACACUCCUCGUUCUAGUUCUCGUGGUGCCUGGAAUGUCAUCGCACAGGCGGUCGUACCCGCCGCAGCGCCACUGAGCCCCUCCGAAGUGCUUGUUCGAGCUCGAAGCGAAGCCCGGGCGAAACUGUACAGGUCCUCCAAGGUCAUCCCUUAUCCUGAUCCUUCGCCUACUCGUCGCAUCGGCUCGCUGCAAGAUAACGAUUGCCAGGCUCAGCAAGAGGACUCAUCAACUGAAUCUCUUUCGGGACAACCGGCCACCAGUCCUACGUCUCAGUCCGAUGCCAGGGAUUACGGCUGGGACGACGACCGGCAAAUGUGCACAGACGAGUGGAUGCGACAUGUAAGGAGGAAGCGGAAGUCCAGCGACUUUCACGCUGUGGAUGUACUUCGACACCGAUAUCAUUUGCAGUUCAUGGGUGAUGAUUGGGAGAAUAUCACAGACUCGCAAGAGCAGAUCAUUGCCAAGGCGCAAAGGUUUACACAGGCUCAAGGAUUAUCUGUACCAGGAGAUAAGUCGACGCUUGGCCUAGGUUUUGUCGAUAGCGCCUCUCAUAUGCGUGGCGGUGCCGAUGAUCUGGAUCAAAGGCCGUCGGAUGAGAGCAGAUCAAUUAUAGUGGACGAGGAUGUACCCAUGACUCGCCAUGUCUCGCCGGAUCCUGGGGAAUCACAUUACCAAGAGCAUCCGCUUACUGUUGAACCUGAGCAACCUUCGUCACCAACAUCCAGCGACGGCGAUGUGUCGGACUACAGUGGCUGCACGGACGAGUCCACUUCAUCCGAUACGCCACUCCACGUUCACCUCUCGAGUAUUCUCAACCGAUCCAAUGUCACUGAUUGGCUCGCUCAUGGUCUAGAGGCUCGUCGAGCUCAAACUCUGGACGCGCAAAAGGCAAGAUUGACCAACCGAAAACGCCCACGACCAUUGUACAGGGACGAAAGCGGGGUCAGAGAGAAGGAGCCGGGGAUCCCUCAGAGUGGGAACAGGAUUAGGAGCCCCAGCGAUGGGGCGCGUGCUUCUCCGUCAGGCCCAAGACCCUCAGGCUCGUUUUCCGACUCCGUGGAUUCCUUAAAGCAGGCUGAAACCCAAACGAGGACCAGAGACCUUCGUCCCUUCAAAGUCCAUUUUGGGCCGGAAGUGUCGGCAGGUAGACCUUCAGCAGAACCUUUGAGCACGGGAGCAUUGACGUUGGACGACAAGGGGAGUGGCGGCAUUGAUGCCACGGCCUCCAGACCUCUACCGAUGGAUACGCAGGCAUCGUCCAUCGCCCCUUCCCCAAAAUUUAAAGGCAAAGGAAAGGCCAAAGCUAUUGAGUACACCCAAGAGUCAGUGGAGGAAUACAUCGGGCCCAAAUCAGCCUUUAGUUCGCCGUCCGAUUCGCCGUCUGAUUCUGAUCCAGAAGAGGUAGCGGUGCAGCUCGCACUGGAGCGAUCGAUACAGGACUCUCCCAAUAGGUCGGGAUUCGAGGUUGCCCAGGGUGAUGAAGCUGGACCAUCUACUGGGCCAGGCACGAGAUCUCAGACCGCAAGAGACCCUUUUGGCUUCCUACACCACAGCUUGGAGUCUGAACAGUCGGUUUUUCGCACAGCAGGAAGAGGUGUCGCGAAUCUUCCGGAAGCUGAGCAGGCGACAUUCAACUGGUUUUAUUGGGGCUGGUCAGACACUUCUGAUCCUCCUUCGAGCCGUAACGAUACGAGCCGCGAUCCCCUAUGGCUUAUCCUGGACCCUCCCGAUUGGCGUGACAACUUAUUGAGGAGAUUUGGGCACAAUCUAUUUGAAUCAGGUGUGCAAUAUGCUCUUGAACCCUGGCAGGAACCCCUACCGGUGCCAUCGGUCAAUGUCAUCCCUGCCACACCGGUGGAAAUGACGAUACCCACGUUGCCGGAUGAUCAAUGGCUUGGUGUACCGAGAUCUGACUCAUCGGGCCGUCUCAAGCGUAGAAGCAGCUGGCAUGGUCGAACUGAGUCCUUGCUCCCUUCAAUUAUCAAUUCGGACAUUGGAACCGACGUCACAACCUUACCAGAAGAUCGAUGGACGGCUUCGGUGACAUCGGUGGAAGACACAAUCAAGAGGAUUCAUCAGAUCUUCGGCUUGGGCCCGUCGAUAGGACGGGACGAGCAAGCACAGGUCACUCCUGCAUCUUUCAUAACAGCUGGAACUCAGGGGAAUGAGGCGAUAGUUUCGCCUCAAACGGUUACACGACCCCGACCUCGACUAUUCAGGUCUCUCUCCGAGCACUUUUUAGGUGUCCGCGGGAUCCUGGAAGAUGGAGCUCGAGAGAACUAUAGGUCAGACCUCAGAGCUUCCAGGCCCGCUCCCAGACCUCCCGUCCAGAUGGAACAGCUCGAUGGCCCAAAGGUCAUGGAAGAAUCCGCAGCUGCACGAUUGACUGCUUAUAGGUAUCCCGCCCGGCCCAACGAGCCGUCAUUGUCUAAUCAACUGCACUCGUUCAUUGAUCUGAAUGAUGACGACGAUGUCCAGUCGAUUCCGUCAACUACCGAUAACCAUAGUCCGACGCAGGCUGUACCGAUCGAGUCUGAAUCGCCAUUGUUGACUUUUGGCGAAGCUUUGAUGACAACCUUCAGUUCGACGAUGGAUCUCGUUUUGAGAUCUUUCUCCGGAGAGUCGGAAGAUGACGAAGAUGAGUAAUGGGAGAGCUGAGCGAAGCUUUGAGAGGAUCGUCUACAGAGUUCGUGUCCUCAUAGCGUAGUCUUGUGACAUU